AUGCAUCUCCGCCCCGACCACGCAGUUACCGACCUCCCAACCCUCCACGCCUUCAUAAGACAACACCCCCUCGGUCUUAUAACCACCUCGCUUCCCUCUAAAAUCCACCCAACGCUGCAGAGCAGCCACAUCCCCUGGGUCCUGGACAGUACAGCAAAAUCUCCAGACCCGCAAGCAAACAAUGCCGACUCCCAAUCUCAAUCCCAAUCACUAGGAAUCCUCCGCGGCCACAUCGCCCGCGCAAACCCACAAACAAAAGCGAUAGUCGACACCGUGCUGGAUGAUACAAACAAAAACAAGACCGCCAGCUCAGCCAAUACCGUCCCGGGUGCAUUCCCGACAUCGGAAGCAGAUCCGGCGCCAUCAUCAACAUCAGAAUCAGCAUCAGCACCAGAAUUGACUAGACAUGGUCAUACCCUCCCGGGUGAAGUAUUAAUCGUCUUCACAAGUCCGGUAGACCAUUAUAUCACUCCGAACUUUUAUACAGAGUCCAAGCCUAAGACGGGGAAGGUUGCACCUACGUGGAAUUACGCCGCUGUACAGGUUUAUGGCCGGGCGACGAUUUAUCAUGACUCUAAGGAUGGGGCUACGGAGGAGUUUCUUAGGCGGCAGUUGGGGGAUUUGGCGAGGUUGGGUGAGGUCGGGGUUAUGGGGUUCCAGGAGUCAGAGUCAACGUCAGACGCAGACAGCCAAGACAGCCAAGGAGAAGGAGACGCGGCUUCGGGUAUGGCUACGGGUAAGGGAAUCCCCACUACCAAGACUGCAACCAAGACUGCAACCAAGACUGCCACCAAGACCGUGACGACAGAGAAAGAGGAAAUGAACCAGGGGGUGAGCGCUAGCGCUGGAAGUGAGAGUGAAAGUGACAGGACCACAGCCUCCUCGACACCGACGCCAUGGAAAAUCGCCGAUGCACCACUGGAAUAUAUUGCCACCCUGCUGAAGAAUAUUGCCGGCAUGUCGGUUGAGAUCACGCGCAUUGAGGGGCGAUUCAAGGUUAGCCAGGAACGACCGGUGAACGAUCGCGGUGGGGUUGUUGAGGGGUUGGAGGGGAUGGGGUCUGUGAGGGCGAGGGACAUGGCUGACUUUGUGAGGAGGGGGGGGUGUUGUUUAGUGAACAGGGGUGUGUAUAUGCAGGCAUACUGCAUAUGCAUGAGUGUACAGGUAGAAAGUGCAUAG
Molecule: messenger RNA, 1179 nt
Organism: Penicillium antarcticum
Lineage: Eukaryota; Fungi; Ascomycota; Eurotiomycetes; Eurotiales; Aspergillaceae
Product: FMN-binding negative transcriptional regulator
Exons: 1
Coding region: 1-1179 (392 amino acids)
Source: RefSeq, a predicted model, not a curated record